Molecule: messenger RNA, 514 nt
Organism: Gadus chalcogrammus (walleye pollock)
Lineage: Eukaryota; Metazoa; Chordata; Actinopteri; Gadiformes; Gadidae
Product: disintegrin and metalloproteinase domain-containing protein 23-like
Exons: 3
Coding region: 142-510 (122 amino acids)
Source: RefSeq, a predicted model, not a curated record
UCCAUCCGACUGCAGAAGCCCGGCGCUCGGAGUCGUGAAGAAGCCUCACUGCACGGCGACUCCCCCGCAACGAUGGACCGCAAUCUAUUUACUGCGUUGAUAUGUUGAUAUAAAAUAUAUUUCAGAUAUCAAAUAUGAAUCAUGUAUUUGAUAUUUCUGGCAAAUUUGCUCGUGAGCAUCCUUUCGCCUUGGCUUCAUCCAUCACUAGCGUCAUUUGUAUCACCCGGUGGCGAGGGGGGGUCUGACGGCGACGCAGCGCUGAGAGCGGCGGCGGAGCAACGGGCGACUGCAGCACCCGACAACAGCAGCGGGCGGCUGGAGCGCGUGAUCACCUACCCAUCCCGCCUCAUCUACUACCUCAACGAGGACUCGGAGAGCACCUACCAUGACCUGGACACGCGGCUCAAGGGCCACGCCUCCAACGGACAGGCCGUGCAUCUGGCCCAGGCCAGCUUCCAACUCGAGGCCUUCGGCUCCAGAUUCGUCCUGGACCUGACGUUAAACAAGUAAGUGA